GCCAUGAACGGCUUCAGCACGGAGGAGGACAGCCGGGAAGGGCCCCCAGCCCCGGCCCCGGCCCCCGCGCCCACCGCCGCUCCCGCGCCCGCCCCCGGCUACGGCCAGAGCUGCUGCCUGAUCGAGGACGGGGAGCGCUGCGUCCGGCCUGCCGGCAACGCCUCCUUCAGCAAGAGGAUCCAGAAGAGCAUCUCGCAGAAGAAACUCCGGCUGGACAUCGACAAGAGCGUAAGACAUCUGUAUAUCUGUGAUUUUCACAAAAAUUUCAUCCAGAGUGUACGAAACAAAAGGAAGAGAAAGACCAGUGAUGAUGGCGGAGAUUCUCCCGAGCAUGAAACAGACAUCCCUGAGGUUGAUUUGUACCAGUUGCAGGUGAAUACGUUGAGGCGCUACAAAAGGCAUUACAAGUUGCAGACGAGACCAGGAUUCAACAAGGCACAGCUAGCAGAGACAGUCAGCCGUCACUUCCGGAAUAUCCCAGUGAACGAGAAGGAGACCCUUGCUUAUUUCAUCUAUAUGGUGAAGAGUAACAAGAGUAGGCUGGACCAGAAAGCAGAGAGUAACAAGCAGCUGGAAUGAUGAAGAGUCCGACUGUAAAGAAAUUAAGUACAAUACUUAAUGGACUGGUGAUACCUGGUACAUUUGUACCUAUGAAGACUGUUAAAUUCUACUGUAAAUUUAAGAAAAAAAAAGUGUGAAUGAUGGAAGAAUUCAAUUUUCUGUUCAGUUCAACGAAGAUUCAUUAAGCGCCUACUAUGUAUGUAAGGCCCUUUGUGGCCAGGAGUAGUGUAUUCUAUUGCUUCAAUAUGUGUAUAGAAAGACUUUCCUUUAAGACUGGAUUGAGAAAUAGAGUCAAGCACUCUUACAUGACUGUGGCAGGCUAUGAUGCAGCAGAUUACAGCAUUAAAUCAUUUCUUCUGGAAAUGUGGGAUCUAAUAGGUUAUAAAUCAAACAAUUCAAUAACUACCCUAGAGCCAGAUGGCCAUCGUGUUGGGACCCAGCCAUACAUGCCAGGGAAGCAGCAGUUGAGGAUUAAGGUGCAUGGGCAGAAGUAUGUCUGUACCUUCAUGUAACCUGCCCGGGGCCCAGAAGUCCCUCAUUUCUCACCAGCUUUGCAGUUCACUGGAGUCAGCCAACACAUCCUUCUGAACCCAUUGGAAAUCUGUUUCCACACCACCAACACAGUGCCUUGCCUGGAGUAGGCACUCAGAUAAAGAUCUGUUGGUUCAUUGAGCACCAAAAAUACCAAAUGUGAACAACUGCCACAGAUCUCUUCUGUUGGAUUGGUGGGAAAGAUUAGUGUCAUGCUUCAGGUAGGAGUUGGACUUCCCAACUCUAAGAUUCUGUGACCUUAUUUUGGAGAGAGUGAAAGAAAUACAAGUAUUUGGUGUGUAUGUGUGUGUGUGGUAAGGGGGAGGGAGGGUGUUGGGAUGAUUCAAGCCAAAUUAGGAUUUCAGGGCAGUUGUAUUUGUUGAGCAGUGUUGCAUUUCUAGAAAUAUCGACAUGAAAAUCCUUACAUCUGGUGUUGCUAUUCUUGAUACACACACAGCUAUUUUUGUUGAGGCUAUAAGCUAGGACCCUAACCACCUUCCUUCCUUCAUGAGCAGAUUCCUUGCCCAAACAGAAGAUUCCUUCAAAAUCACCAAGAAUAGUCAUGUGAUAGUCUCAGUGGUGGGAUUCAAAUGAAUUAACAACUGGUUCUCCACAGAACCCAGCCGAAGGGCCGCCCACGCCAUGUCCGGCAGGCCCCAGCCCGCUAACAACCCGUUUUCGAACUCAACCUAAAAUUAGGUACCAGUUCUACCGAAAGGUGCGAACCUGCUGAAUCCCACUACUGGAUAGUUUCCAUUCAAAACCAGUUAAGGAACAGAAAAUGUUUGGGCUUCAGUGAUCACGCAGCAUUGUCAGGCCUCCAAAGGUGUCAAAUAGAGCUUUUCUAUACCAGUGACCCAUUUAUGUACAGUUUGCUUCUCCUUGAUUGAUAAGCUAAGAAUGAGGGCUAUAUGAUAGUUAAGCUUCGUAAUUUACCCAAUAUUCGAUGUUCUAAAGGUCAGAUUCUUCCCAUAUAAUUGUAUGUCAAAAUCAAGGAUCUUUUUCCUAAAGUUUUAUGUUUGAAAGUAUGCUUUUUGCAGAAGGCUAUAAUCAGGGUGUUUGGAGGCGGGGGGCAGGGAGAGAAGAAAAGCUUAGAUUUUAACUUUCUGAUCUUCUUGAUUUUUGUAUUUUAUGGUCAGCUGCCAUAUCCUUACAUGGUUUUGACACUGAGAUCUUAACCUUAAGCAAUGGAAGUAGUUUUGCCCCCAAAAGAGAAUGUUAAUAUUUAUACAGUGGAGACACCAGGACUGUGAAAGUGAGAGAAUUGUUGCUGGGCAGUUUUACAAAGUUUUAGAUGAUUCGGUGGAGCAGAUCCACACAAAUACCACCUACCGGUCACUCACUACCAGGAGCACUUCUGUAACUCAAUUGCCACAUGCUCCCAUUGCUGGAAAGCUUUUUACCCACAUCCUAAAUGCAUGUUCCGGAGAUCCAAGCAUUUUUAAAUAUUUGUAAAUGAAUGUAUAUAGACUAUACUUUGGAUCUUGGGGAUCUUAUUUUAAUGUGCUUCCUGCCCAAAACAAGAGGGUGAAGUUUGCUCCCUGAGGGCUUGCAUUCAUUUCAAUUCUAUAUAUAUUUAUUCAUAAGAAUGAGUCACAGUUCUUAUAGUGUUUUGCCAUUUACAAAGCACCUUCCUCACAGCAAAACUAGGAAGUAACUAGAGGAAGAAUUAUCCAUAUUUUACAGAGGAGAAAACUGGAGGUGAGUGACUUGUCCAAGUCACAUGGGUGACUAGUCCAUCAGUGGUAAAGUGAGGACUCAAACCAGGGUCUUCAGGCUGCAAGUGUAGUGCUCUUUCUACUGCACUGUGCUGCUUCUAGCCUGUCUUGCUGUUUUUAGCUAAAGGAUUUUGGGGUGGGCAUUGUGAAAGAUCAAAAGAACCUACACCACUGGAUAAUGUGUACACCUGAUCUUAAUGAGGUUGAUCCUUUUCCAAGAGACCAUGUCAAACCCUGGUAGACCCCACCAGAACGCAGUACUAUUCCUCUCUCAUUACUUAAAGGGGAUGAUGUUCCCUCUAGGAUGUAGUUGAUGAGGCAUUUGGGGGGCCUAUGGAUUAAAGCAGUAUUUGAAUGCCCUCUGUGAAAAUGUUGGUAUUUCAAAGAAUAAAAUAUCUCUCUAACUCUCAGACUAAAA
Trichosurus vulpecula (common brushtail) is the source of this 3228-nucleotide messenger RNA. RefSeq names its product SAP30 like (gene SAP30L). The transcript has 4 exons. NCBI's taxonomy places the organism in Eukaryota, Metazoa, Chordata, Mammalia, Diprotodontia, Phalangeridae. Gene Ontology annotation, molecular function: transcription coregulator activity; protein binding. The record is from RefSeq and is a predicted model, not a curated record. Gene Ontology annotation, cellular component: histone deacetylase complex. The coding region runs from base 4 to 579 and encodes 191 amino acids. Gene Ontology annotation, biological process: regulation of DNA-templated transcription.